Molecule: messenger RNA, 4258 nt
Organism: Jaculus jaculus (lesser Egyptian jerboa)
Lineage: Eukaryota; Metazoa; Chordata; Mammalia; Rodentia; Dipodidae
Gene: Carmil2
Product: capping protein regulator and myosin 1 linker 2
Exons: 39
Coding region: 1-4206 (1401 amino acids)
Biological process (GO): cell migration; regulation of Arp2/3 complex-mediated actin nucleation
Cellular component (GO): plasma membrane; lamellipodium
Molecular function (GO): protein binding
Source: RefSeq, a predicted model, not a curated record
AUGGCUCAGCCCUCCGACGGUGGCAUAUCCUGCGAACUGCAAGGCGAGAUCACCAGGUUCCUGUGGCCCAAGGAGGUGGAACUGCUGCUGAAAACCUGGCUGCCCCAGGAGGGUGCUGCUACAAGCCAUGUCUUGGCACUGCUACGAUGGAGGGCCUACCUGCUCCACACUUGCCUCCCCCUGAGGGUGGACUGCACUUUCAGCUACCUGGAAGUUCAGGCCAUGGCGCUGCAGGAGAUGCCUCCUCAGGUCACCUUUGAGUUGGAGUCCCUGCCUGAACUGGUCCUGGAGUUUCCUGGUGUGGCCGCCUUGGAACAGCUGGCCCAGCAUGUGGCAGCUGCCAUCAAAAAGGUCUUUCCUCGCUCAACCCUUGGGAAGCUAUUCCGGAAGCCCACACCUGCCUCAAUGCUGGAGCGGCUGGAGAGAAGCCAUCCUUUAGCGUCCACAGGACCCAGCAGCCCCUGUGGCGGCUUCUUGGAGACUUAUGAAGCUCUAUGUGACUACAAUGGCUUCCCUUUUCGAGAAGAAAUUCAGUGGGAUGUGGACACCAUCUACCAUCGUCAAGGCUGCCGCCAUUUCUCCCUUGGUGACUUCAGCCACCUUGGCAGCCGAGACCUGGCCUUGAGCGUGGCUGCCCUAUCUUACAACCUGUGGUUCCGAUGCCUCUCCUGUGUGGACAUGAAGCUGAGCCUUGAGGUCUCAGAACAGAUUCUACACAUGAUGAGUCAGUCAUCCCACUUGGAGGAGCUGGUGUUGGAGACUUGUGGCCUGAGAGGGGACUUUGUUCGGCGACUGGCCCAGGCACUAUCAGGACAUUCCAGCUCCGGAUUGCGAGAGCUCAGCCUGGCUGGGAACCUGCUGGAUGACAGAGGUAUGGCUGCGCUCAGCACACACCUAGAGCAUUGUCCAGGAGCCUUGAGGAGGCUCAGCCUGGCCCAGACAGGAUUGACAUCACGAGGAAUGAGGGCUCUGGGCCAGGCACUGGCAGCCAAUGCUGCCUUUGACUCUACCCUGACCCACCUGGACCUUUCUGGGAACCCUGGGGCACUGGGAGCCUCUGAGGACAGUGGGGGCCUCUAUAGCUUCCUGAGCCGUCCUAACGUUCUGACCGUCCUGAAUCUCGCAGGCACUGACACAGCGCUGGACACUCUUUUUACAGCAUUAUCUGGAGGCUGCUGUGCCAAGCUCGCCCACCUCGAUGCCUCAAGGAAUAUCUUUUCCCGCACGAAGUCUCGGGCUGUGCCUGCUGCUCUGCAGCUCUUCCUCAGUAGCACUGAGACACUGAGGCACCUGGGCCUGGCGGGCUGCAAGCUGCCACCUGAAGCGCUCAGGGCCCUUUUGGAUGGCCUGGCGCUCAACACACACAUCCGCAACCUGCACCUGGACCUCAGUGCUUGUGAGCUGCACUCAGCGGGUGCCCAGGUGAUACAAGACUUAGUUUGUGAUGCAGGCUCCUUGAGCUCCUUGGAUCUAACUGACAAUGGUUUCGGCUCAGACAUGGUGACUCUGGUGCUGGCCAUAGGGAGGAGCCGGUCUCUGAAACAUGUGGCCCUUGGAAGGAACUUCAACGUCCGGUGCAAAGAGACCCUUGAUGACGUCCUGCACCGGAUUGUUCAGCUCAUACAGGAUGAUGACUGUCCUCUGCAAUCUCUAUCUGUGGCUGAGUCCCGGCUGAAGCUGAGUGCCAGCAUACUGCUCCAGGCCUUAGGCACCAAUCCUAAACUGACAACGCUGGAUAUCAGUGGCAAUGCUCUGGGGGACGCCGGAGCCAAGAUGCUGGCCAAGGCUCUGCGAGUCAAUACGAGGCUCCGGUCUGUGAUCUGGGACAGGAAUCACACAUCUGCUCUGGGCCUGCUGGAUGUGGCUCAGGCCCUGGAGCAGAAUCACAGCCUGAAGUCUAUGCCUCUGCCACUGAAUGAUGUGACCCAGGCACAACGCAGUCGCCCAGAACUGACAGCACGUGCAGUCCAUCAGAUCCAAGCCUGUCUCUUGAGGAACAAUCGUGCAGACACUUCUGCUUCUGAGAGUGCAUCCUGCCUUAAGCCCCUGGAUCUGAUUUCAGACCGCUCAGAGCAGGAAGUGAAUGAACUGUGUCAGUCAGUGCAGGAGCAUAUGGAGCUGCUUGGCUGUGAGGCUGGGCCCCAGGCUGAGGCUGUUGUGCACCAGGCCGAGGAUGCCAUCCAAAAUGCUAACUUCUCUCUCAGUAUUCUUCCUACUCUCUAUGAGGCUGGAAACUCCCCAAGCCAUCACUGGCAGCUGCAGCAGAAGUUGGGGGGCCUCCUGGGACAGGUGGGGGAGGUCUGCCGCCAGGACAUCCAGGACUUCACUCAUGCCACACUGGACACAACAAGGAGUCUCUGCCCCAAAAUGCUGCAGGGACCUGGCUGCAGGGAACAGCUAGAGGGUGUCUUAGCAGGCUCCAGGAGCCUCCCAGACCUGCUUCCAGAGCAGCUGCUACAAGAUACCUUCACUAGGCUCAGGAACAUGCGCCUGUCAGUCACAGGGACCCUGGCAGACAGCAUUAUGGCUCAGGCUCUGGCCGGUCUGAAUGCAGCCCGGGAUAGACUGGUGGAGAGUCUGGCUCAGCAAGCACCAGUGACAACGCCCCCUGCUGUAUCAGCCCUGGGUGGAGGUGAGCCCAGCCCUCUUGGGCCUGGGGAAUUGGAAGGACUUUUCUUCCCUGUGGAGAACGAAGAGGAGAAAGAGGAGAAGGAUGCUAGUUCUACACAGAAAUGGCCUGAGCCCAGCCACUGCCCUCACCUUGUCACCUCCCCUCAUGGUGCUGCUGAGGAAGCAGAGCCGGAGCCCGAGCUGGCGGCUCCGGGGGAAGAUGCUGAGCCGCAGGCUGGGCCGUCUGCGCGCGGCUCUCCGAGCCCCGCUGCCCCUGGACCACCCGCCGUCCCGCUGCCUCGCAUGGACCUGCCACCCGCCGGGCAGCCCCUACGCCAUCCGACCCGGGCCCGGCCGCGGCCACGCCGGCAGCACCACCACCGCCCGCCGCCGGGGGGCCCCCAGGUGGCCCCAGCCCUGCUGCAAGAAGGGAAUGGGCUCAGUGCCCGCGUGGACGAGGGUGUGGAGGAAUUCUUCUCCAAAAGGCUGAUCCAGCAGGAUCGCCUCUGGGCCCCUGAUGAAGACCCAGCUACAGAAGAAGGUGGUGCCACUCCUGUCCCCCGUACACUUCGAAAGAAGCUGGGCACCCUCUUUGCAUUUAAGAAGCCUCGUUCAACACGGAGCCCACGGCCUGAUCUAGAGACCAGCCCUGGGGCAGCUGCCCGUGCCAGAAAAGCUACACUUGGGGACCUGUUACGGCCACCAGCCCGCCCUGGCCGUGGUGAGGAGCCUGGAGGGGCUGAGGGAGGCACCAGCAGCCCUGACCCUACCCGCAGAAGCCGGCCCCGCUAUACACGGGAAAGCAAGGCCUACUCCAUGAUCCUGCUUCCUGCUGAGGAGGAGGCAACAUUGGGUGCCAGACCUGACAAGAGGCGGCCCCUGGAGCGAGGAGACACUGAGCUGGCCCCAUCAUUUGAGCAACGGGUACAAGUGAUGUUGCAGAGGAUUGGUGUGAGCAGGGGCAGUGCAGGCGCUGAAGGCAAGAGGAAACAAAGCAAAGAUGGUGAGAUCAAGAAGGCAGGCUCAGAUGGUGACAUUAUGGACAGCUCCACGGAGACCCCUCCCAUCUCAAUCAAGUCCCGUACCCACUCUGUAUCUGCUGACCCCUCACGCAGGCCAGGGCCAGGGGGUCAGGGGCCUGAGUCCGCCACCUGGAAGACACUGGGGCAGCAGCUGAACGCAGAGCUCAGAGGCCGUGGUUGGGGCCAACAGGAUGGUCCAGGUCCCCCCUCCCCUUGUCCCAGCCCAAGCCCCCGAAGACCCAGCCCAUCCCCAGACAUCCUGAACCUCCCAGAGGACCCUUGCUUGGGCCCUAGAAAUGAAGAUGGCCAGCUGAGGCCGAGGCCUCUCUCGGCAGGGCGACGAGCAGUGUCUGUGCAUGAGGAUCAGCUCCAGGCCCCUGCUGAACGGCCGCUGAGGCUGCAGCGCUCCCCUGUUCUCAAGCGCAGACCGAAGCUCGAGGCACCCUCAUCCCCAAGUCUAGGAUCUAGCCUUGGAACCAAUAUUUCACCCACACAGCCCAUAGAGCCCUCCAGUCCUGAGAGGAGCCUUCCCUCCCCAGCCACAGACCAAAGAGGCGGCGGCCCCAAUCUCUGAUCCUCUCCUUUCCUGCCGCAUGAGAUUAUUUUAUUAAAAAACUUGAAGGAAA